Molecule: messenger RNA, 1074 nt
Organism: Enterospora canceri
Lineage: Eukaryota; Fungi; Microsporidia; Enterocytozoonidae
Source: the annotation of a GenBank genome assembly
AUGCUAGUUAUUUGGUCGUGGAUGAUUCAUUUGCUUGGUGUAAAGUGUGAUGAAGAUGCAAAUUACCAGAAACUCAAAACUGAAUACGAUAAGUUAAAAACUGCUACUACAAUGAGCCCCUCAAAGAAAUAUUAUGAUAAAUUGGUGAUAUUCCCUGAUGUCAAACGGAAUGCCAAUAUUGAUAAAGUUGAGUUGACAGAGAUAAAUAGCACUAGUAAUACUAUAAACACGAUUAAUGUGUUAGGAAGAGAUACCACGGCGAUAGACUUGAUAAAAAAUAUGGCUAUCGGGUUUCUGACAACUAGCAUGUAUCAAAAUCAGUCAGACAAUGAUGACAUCAUGAACUUCUUUACUGCUGACAGUUGUACUGUAGAGAAAGUCGAGGCAGCAAUAACGCAACUAAACGCACGGAUAAAAGAAAUAGAAGAAAAAGAUAUAAUAACACGAUUUAUGCAUGAAGCAGCAGCAAAGAUAAUAAUCAAAUUGGGAAAGGAUUACAAGUUAACAGCAAAUGAAAAGAAAAAAGAACUGGAAAACCAUUUCCGGCAACUACCGUAUUUAAAGAGAUUUCAUGAUGGAAUUGGUAACGGUGAUGCCACUACUUAUAUGUAUAUGACAUUUACAAUCGGAAGCAAAACGAUGAAGUCGGAGAUAAUAAGAAUAACAAAAAAGGAAAGAAAAAUACAAACAAUACAUGACCUGGAAGAGUAUGAGAUAAAAAUAACACCAAAGAAAGAAACACCAAAGAAGGUAGCAACAAGAGUAGAGACACCAAAGAAGGUAGCAACAACUGUAAAGCCGCCGAAAAAGAAAGAAACAAUAGUAGAACCACCGAAAAAGAAAAAAAAAUCAAAAAAGAAAGAAACACCAAAAAAGAAGAAAACACCAAAGAAAAAAACAUCAAAAAAGAAAGAAACACCAAGGAAAGAAGUGUCAAAGAAGAAAGAAACAUCAAAGAAGAGCAAAAUAUUAGUGGCUAUCAUAUUGGUUGUUGUGGGUAUAGUGAUAUUAUCAAUAGGAACAUUAAUACUGAUAAAGAAAAGGAAGACCACAGAAGUAAGAAUGGUCCCUUGA